This is a messenger RNA of Hyaloperonospora brassicae, 2643 nucleotides long. The record is from the annotation of a GenBank genome assembly. Lineage: Eukaryota; Oomycota; Peronosporomycetes; Peronosporales; Peronosporaceae.
AUGGAGUCGGAGCCACUGCCGCAGCGCAAGCACGUGGCCCCUCCGUCGUCCGUCUUCCCCGUGGACGACCGUCUGCUGCCCCGACUGAGCCUCUCGCCCGCGCAGCACGAGGAGCUGCGCGAGUAUGCGCUCCAAGCGGCGCGGGACACGAUCCGCGACGGACCGACGUGGGGCCGCUCGAACAUUGAGAGCGCUGUGGCCAGUGGCUGGAAAGUGCUGAAGGCGCGGCCGACGGCGUGUUUCAUGACCAAGAAACAGAGCAAGAAGAAGCACAAGCACAAGGAGAAGGAGAAGAAGAAGCAGCAGCAGCAGAGCCGCGAGCGAGCGGCCGCGCGGGAUGACGUGGCGCGUCGACCGCAGCGCGACGACAAACGAGCGGUACCGCCGACGCCGCGCGUGGCAAGUCUCGGGACGUUCCAAGGCAUGGACAUUGUCCAAAGUGCGUCGCCGCUGCACCUGUCACCGGCGAUGCCCGUGGAAGCGGCGAGGGGACAGCACUUUAUGGCGCACGCGGUGCUCCCUUACUCGCUAGAAGAUGUCAUGAACACACUGUACUGCGAACACACGAGCGAAAUGCGUGCGCUGAAGCAAAAGGCCUACGGUGAAGCCGCGCUGGAUUGCUGUGUCUUGCAGACGCUCGAGAGCGCGACGCUCGAGGACCCGUUCUGGUACCUUGGGCUCAAGUGGCUGGCACUGCGCUCUCCGAUGCAAGCGCUGAUGGCGAGCCGCGAGUUUGUCUACCUCGAGCAUCUCGGCACACAUGUGGAUCCCGAGACAGGACGGCGCAUGCUGUAUCGAGUCGUCCAGUCGAUCCACAUUCGAGGAUACGGUGGCGAGGACUCGUACUUUGGUCUCACGCGUGGGAACGUCGAAGGGGCUCUCGUCUACUGGAUGGACCACGAAAACGAAGUGAGGAACCCGCUGCUGCACGUGUGUGCCAAGGGUCGAAUCCACAUGAAGGGCAGUAUGCCGGAUACACUCGUGUACAGGUAUCUCAAGUCGAUCUGGCGCUCCGAGCGCUCGCUUUUCCCUGCCAACAGGUUGGCCGAGUCUUCGCUCGGCAUGAGCGUCAUGGAUGACAGCACUGACCGACCACCUGUAAAGAAGUCGAAGAAGAAAAAGUCACGACGACGUCGAAUUCCAAGCGGUUUGCCACUCGAGAUGGCCCAAGAGUGGGUGGCGGACGAGCUCCGUUCAAGCUGUUCCGUGUGCAACAAGAAGUUCCGUCUCGUGAGACGCUUUCGGCAUCAUUGCCGCGCCUGUGGCGACAUCAUGUGUCAUGACUGCACGUUCCAUCACCGAGUGAAUGUGCGCGCAGUUCAGAGCUUUCGCGGCUUGAAAGGAAGUGUCAUUCCCGCAGUAGUAUCCGCAGACCGAACUCGAGACGCAGCAGCCGCAAAGCACAAAGACUUACUGCCAACUGACUUUGAAGAGACCAUGACGUGUAGCUUUGACAAUCAGGUGAUGGGGGACGAAGCGAAAGGCGGCGCGUUUGAUGCGAGUAUGAGUCUCGUGGAUGCCAGGAAAGCGGUGAACGGUCCCGUGGAGACGGCUGUGCUUGGUGGCGAUUCCGUGGUAUGCAUAGUGAUGGCGAAGGUGUGUCUAUGGUGUCUACAGAAGGCUCCGCUCGCCAACAAUGCCAAGAGCAGAUCCACUUUGCGACGACGACAUAGCGAGAUGGCGAGCAACCGAGGAAUCCCUGUACCGAACACUAGCGGCACCAGAGAGUUUGGAAGGGAUGAGGGGCUGCCCCUGCGUCCGCAGUCCUGGACGCCCGACUGCAUGAAAGUCGAGGAGCUGGACGGAGUCAACGGCGACAAUGGGCAAACGUACGGCCGUGAGCAGGACCUUCCGAUGUUGGUGUUGGACGAUACAGACGCAGAGAGCGAAGAUGGUCUCGCGGAGCUAAGGCGGCUUGCAGGUUCGUGCGUGAACGACACGAGGCCCGGGAUGCCUAUGCACGUGGACCUUGGUGCGUACGCCCAGGAGUGGAAUGGUCAAGAGAAUGGCGCAGCGGACCAACAUGCGGACGAUGGCUGUGUAGUCAAUCUCCCGUCUGGUUUACUAUCGACUUCCUGUUCGAGUACGACGUCUUCUAAGAUGUACGAGUUCAUGGCAAGAGACGACUCGUACGGUUGUUGCUCGGAGCGCUAUUCCAGCCAAGGCAGCGUCGACACGUUUGAUGACAAUAGCUCGAUCCAGUUUUACCCAACGCAGAGUGCCAAGGCAUCGGACAAUGAGGAGUUGAAGCCAGUAGCAGCAAGUGGCAGCUCAGGGUCCAGCCCAAGCAGUUCCCUUGAGCUAAACGAGAACGGAAGAGAACCGAAUGCAGCUAUUGCUAAACCUGCGGUCAGCGCGGCUGAGAAAGAAGGGACAAGCCGACAGCGUGACGUACACGAAGAGGUCCUGCAGCCGAACCGACAAAGGCCAUCGCCAUCUGUGUCAAUGACCUCAGUUUGUAGCGAAGAGAAUGCAGACGAGAGCGAUGGCAUCGGUGGACGAAUGCACGACUUGUACCAGGCAGUUGCAAUGGCGAAGAGCUCGAUUGCAAGUCAAGCUCGAGUUCUGGACACGAUCAAACAAGAACGAACGAACGAGGCGCCUGCAUUCUGCUGCGUGGCCGGAGCCAUGUCGAAGGCGUAG